GUGUGAAUGGGGGUGGUCCGGAGCCGCUGUGAGGGGAAGGCCUUGGUCUAUUUAUUUUUUCUUUCUUUUAUCUCACCCUCCCACGUAUUUAACGUCGCCAUAAUUGUGUUUUAUCUGUUUCUCCGGACGGCUGGUGGUCAUUUCCCGUUUUUCGGUGCGGUGUAAAGCACCGGGACUCCCCCCCAUUUCUCAUUCCGCUCGCCGAUCGAAACGUCCGAAUGUCCAGCUGAUUGCUUUGAGUACCGUUCAAUUAUUCCACUUCAAACCGAGCCGUUUGUUCUUCCCAACGGCCGAAACGGAUCACCUUCACCGCCCUUCCUCCUCGGAUUGUGGACUUUAACGGAAGCCAACAUUCUUCCUUUGUCUUGUUUUGUUUCUUUUGGUUGUUGAACCGUUUUCCUCGUUUAAGGACCAGGCCCCGGACUCAUCCCCGGCCUUGCGUUUCCAUAUUGGGGCUUUUUUGGGGGUUGUUGGAAGUCAUGGGAGACACAAGUGAACGGAGCAAAGCUUCCUCUCUACCUCCCCGGUGUCCCUGCGGAUUUUGGGGGUCCAGUAAAACCAUGAACUUAUGCUCCAAAUGUUUUGCUGAUGUCCAGAAGAAGCAGCCAGAGGACGACCUCGCCUCCAAGCCAAUCCAAAGUCCCGGGAGUAGCCAAUCAUCCGUGUUCAGCAGCGACAGCAGCAGUAGCAGUAGCAGUAGCGAGUCACUAUCGUUGUCGCUGCCGCCCGGCUCGGAGCCGCCGUCAGCCGCAGAGUCAGCCGCCAUGUUCUCCAGCCGGACAGAAGGCGUGACGUCCACAGAAACAGCCCAAGGCACACUCUGCACACCCACAAAACGCCCACGUGAAUCAGCCUCCAGCCCAGAGAGCGAGGCCACGCCGGAGAAACGGCCGCGCACAGAAGAGAAGGAGGGGAACGGCGAGGAGAGCCGCGGGACGCCCAAACAGAAGAACCGCCGGCGCUGCUACCGCUGCCAAACCAAACUAGAGCUGGUGCAGCAGGAGCUGGGCUCAUGUCGCUGUGGCUACGUGUUCUGCAUGCUGCACCGUCUACCUGAGCAGCACGACUGCCUGUUCGACCAUCUGGGCCGCGGGCGCGAGGAGGCCGUGCUCAAGAUGGUGAAGCUGGACCGCAAGGUGGGCCGCUCAUGCCAACGCAUCGGGGAGGAGUGCUCCUGAUCGGCCGUCCCGCUCCACAGACCAGGCACUUACAGAGGAGGAAGAGGAGGAGGAAGACGGGGUGGGGAGGGGAGGGGCCGGUGGGCAGGGCGUCCUGCAUCUGACCCAAUAAACGUGGAUCUAAGCUCGGUGCUGGAGCAUCUGCUCUGUUCCAGGCCCCGCUCAGCAUGUUCACACACACACACACACACACACACACACACAGCCUUAACCCCACCCUCCCCUCCUGGAGAGGAUGGACCCAGUCAGACUCAUCGCCAUGGUUUCCUCCUCUUCUCUCCGUUUCUCUCUCCAUCACAGGAAGUCCGGUCGAACGGUUCCGCCGCUCGGCCUGCUUUCAUCUCUUCUUCCUGUCCUCCAUGACUCGGCCGCGGCGGGGGGUCAGGCUCCGCCCCGCGGCCGCUCCUCAGGUCGCCAUCAGGGGGUUGGAGUGUAAAACCUGUAACCCACCUUCCUCUUCCUCAUUUCUUCUUCUUCUGUUCCUUCCAUGACGUUUCGGUCCACGCGCAGCGUCACAGCGCCACCGCAUGGCGUUGGGUGCCGUGACGGUGAUGCGUUCUGUUUCUCCCAGCCAGUCCCUGCCUCGGCUCACCUGGACUAAAUCAUAAAUAUUAAUAUUAAUGAGGAAAAAAACACUAAAGGACGGAGUCCGACAGAUCAACCCUGUAGCAGAUCCUCUUCUCCCGCUGAGUGGUACACAGACGGCGUCGCAACUUCAUUUUGUUUUCACUGAAAGUGUUCGACACCAAAACUGCAUCUGGAGUUCAUUAGUGCUGAAGUGAACUGAAAUCAUUCUGCAGUUCCUUCGUUCUGUGUUUGGGACUGCAGGAAGCUGUUUGGAAUGUAAUAAUUAGCAUCUUAUUUCAUGUUUAUAUUUUUUUUUUAGCAUAAGUCACCUUUUCUGCU
Molecule: messenger RNA, 2084 nt
Organism: Poecilia latipinna (sailfin molly)
Lineage: Eukaryota; Metazoa; Chordata; Actinopteri; Cyprinodontiformes; Poeciliidae
Gene: zfand3
Product: zinc finger, AN1-type domain 3
Exons: 6
Coding region: 480-1178 (232 amino acids)
Molecular function (GO): DNA binding; zinc ion binding
Source: RefSeq, a predicted model, not a curated record